AUCUCAGGGAGCCUAAGAUAGAGGGGGUUGGCUGCUGUCCAAGGUGGGGUGGAGACGGGGACUCAGCCCCACCCCAAGCAAGUGUUCUACUUUCUUCCUCACUUGGGCAGGGUGGACCCAGGAGGCCUGAGCAGCAUCUGCCCCCAGCCCCCUGCGGGGCCUCGGGGCCCCCUGCAACGUCCAGGACGGAGCCUGACGGUGCGGGUACCAUGAACAAGCUGCGGCAGAGCCUGCGGCGGAGGAAGCCAGCCUACGUCCCUGAGGCUUCGCGCCCGCACCAGUGGCAGGCUGAUGAGGACGCGGUGCGCAAAGGCACGUGCAGCUUCCCGGUCCGGUACCUGGGCCACGUGGAGGUGGAGGAGUCUCGGGGGAUGCACGUGUGUGAAGAUGCUGUGAAGAAGCUGAAGGCGAUGGGCCGCAAGUCUGUGAAGUCUGUCCUGUGGGUGUCAGCCGAUGGACUGCGCGUGGUGGAUGACAAGACCAAGGACCUGCUAGUAGACCAGACCAUCGAGAAGGUCUCCUUCUGUGCUCCUGACCGCAGCCUGGACAAGGCUUUCUCCUACAUCUGCCGCGACGGGACCACCCGCCGCUGGAUCUGCCACUGCUUCCUGGCCCUCAAGGACUCUGGCGAGAGGCUGAGCCACGCAGUGGGCUGUGCCUUCGCUGCCUGCCUAGAACGAAAACAGAGGCGGGAGAAGGAAUGUGGGGUCACAGCCGCCUUCGAUGCCAGCCGCACCAGCUUCUCCCGCGAGGGCUCCUUCCGUCUCUCUGGAGGUGGGCGGCCCGCUGAGCGUGAGGCCUCAGAUAAAAAGAAAGCAGAGGCAGCCGCUGCCCCCGCCGUGGCUCCAGGCCCUGCCCAGCCUGGACACGUAUCCCCGACGCCAGCCACCACGUCCCCGGGCGAGAAGGGCGAAGCAGGCACCCCGGUGGCUGCGGGCACCUCUGCGGCCGCCAUCCCCCGGCGCCACGCCCCCCUGGAGCAGUUAGUGCGCCAGGGCUCCUUCCGCGGGUUCCCUGCACUGAGCCAGAAAAACUCACCUUUCAAACGGCAGCUGAGCCUGCGGCUGAACGAGCUGCCUUCCACGCUGCAGCGCCGCACCGACUUCCAGGUGAAGGGCACAGUGCCUGAGAUGGAGCCUCCUGCCCCCAGCGACAGUGAUGGCAUCAAUGCUCUGUGCACACAGAUCAGCUCGUCCUUCGCCAGGGCCGGAGCAGCUGCACCGGGCCCCCCUCCGGCCACAACAGGGACCUCUGCCUGGGGGGAGCCCUCCGUGCCCCCUGCAGCUGCCUUCCAGCCCGGGCACAAGCGGACACCCUCAGAGGCUGAGCGGUGGCUGGAGGAGGUGUCGCAGGUGGCCAAGGCGCAGCAGCAGCAGCAGCAGCAGCAGCAAGGAGCCUCGGGACCCCCUGUGCCCAUGCUGCCCACCCUGCAGCCCUUCCCCGCCCCUGUGGGGCCCUUUGACGCAGCGCCUGCCCAGGUGGCACUGUUCCUGCCGCCCCCACAUAUGCAGCCUCCCUUUGUGCCCCCGUACCCAGGCCUAGGCUACCCGCCAAUGCCCCGGGUACCCGUGGUGGGCAUCACACCCUCACAGAUGGUAGCCAACGCCUUCUGCUCCGCCACCCAGCUCCAGCCCCAGCCUGCCACCUUGCUUGGGAAAGCUGGGGCCUUCCCGCCCCCUGUCGCACCCGGUGCCCCUGGAGGCCAGGCCCUCCCACGCCCCAACGGGGCCCCCUGGCCCCCAGAGCCAGCACCUGCCUCGGCCCCUGAGCUGGACCCCUUUGAGGCCCAGUGGGCCGCUUUAGAAGGCAAAUCUACCACCGAGAAACCUUCCAACCCCUUCUCUGGUGACCUGCAAAAGACCUUUGAGAUUGAACUGUAGCCCAAGCCGCCCCUGCCCACCCAGUACCUCCAGGUGCCCCACCCCUGGGAGGGGAAGCCAAGCCCCCCCCAUCCUGCUCGCCGGGGCUGCACCCCCCUCCACAGUCUCUAAUCACUUCUCCUACCCCCUCCCCCCCCAUCACUCCGGAACCCACACUGGGAUGCGCAGGGUGACAGGAUGGGAUUCAGGGACGGACCCUGCCUGGCCAAGGGACUCAUUUCACUGCCGGACUUCACCUGGCAGUGCCCCUUCCCCCAACCGCAGACACAGGGGUGGCCACUACCCCCUGGACACCCUCCAUUCCCACUACAGCCCCGGUUUCUGUUGUUCCCCCUCUUCCCCUUUCCAGUGCCCGGCUGGAUGGAGGAGGGUGCCCACCUGAGUGUACUCACGCCCCCACAUACACAGCACAAGCUAAGGGCUCCCCCCGCCCACUCGCUGCGUUCACUGCCAAGGUUGUGCUCACCCCUCUUGCCGCCCCUCCCCUCCCCGCCCCAUUCUCUUGGGUCAAGAUCACAUGAGGGGCAGGGGCCAAGUUGGGGGCCUAGGAAGCGGGGGAGGGGGAGGGGAAGAAGAUGCUCACUUACCUCACGUCUGUACCCACUUGGUGGGCGGGUCCGGUCAGAAGGGGAGGAGUCCCUGGCAGGUACUUUUCUAUCUUUGAUUUCCAGAUUUUUUUUUAAUCUACUGGCGGGUUUGUAUUAUACAAGGAUAGCCAAUAAAGGAAUAUGAUGCAGA
Messenger RNA from Echinops telfairi (small Madagascar hedgehog), 2618 nucleotides. It is a transcript of the gene NUMBL, whose product is annotated as NUMB like endocytic adaptor protein. NCBI's taxonomy places the organism in Eukaryota, Metazoa, Chordata, Mammalia, Afrosoricida, Tenrecidae. The record is from RefSeq and is a predicted model, not a curated record. The transcript has 9 exons. The coding region runs from base 210 to 1880 and encodes 556 amino acids.